This is a messenger RNA of Macrobrachium nipponense, 1063 nucleotides long. Its product is annotated as kinetochore protein Spc24-like. Gene Ontology annotation, biological process: chromosome segregation. NCBI's taxonomy places the organism in Eukaryota, Metazoa, Arthropoda, Malacostraca, Decapoda, Palaemonidae. Gene Ontology annotation, cellular component: Ndc80 complex. The transcript has 6 exons. Gene Ontology annotation, molecular function: microtubule binding. The record is from RefSeq and is a predicted model, not a curated record. The coding region runs from base 170 to 790 and encodes 206 amino acids.
GUCGCCCUUCUUCCUCUUUUAUUUUUGUUCAGUCGUGACGUCACAAGUCACAACAUUUGAACGAAAGUGAACCUAUGUCGGAGGCUUAUUUGGAAUAUCGCUGAUUUUACUCUUCAUCUGGGUCUUUCAAGUCUAUUUUCGUGACCGGAAGCAAGAAGAUUCAUUCACGAUGCAAGACGAGAACAGUGUCGAAAAAGACAUCAAUGCAUUACAUGAUUGUGUUAGCCACCUGCAGUCAAGUAUUGCUAAUAACAAAAGCAGUGCAGACUUAAUUUCUGCUGGCGACAUCUUGUCAAGUACGUUUGCAGCAGUCGAAUAUGAACAAUUAUCCAUGAAGGAAACUCUAAAAGAAUUGCUGAAAGUUGAAGAGGAGGAGGUAGAAACGUUAGAUAAUAUUCGAUCUGAGACAAUGGGAGCGGGAGUAGCACAACAAAUUGCACAGAUAUCUCAAGCAAAUAGAAACAAGAAUACUUUGGAAGAAGAAAUUGUUUCGUUGAAAGACAACAUUAGUCAUGUGGAAAAUCUGGAACAUCAGUUAGAGAAGAGGGUCAAGGCUUCCAGCCAACACAGCUUAAAUGCUCUUCCUAAAAUAAAUUCCACAAGCCAAACUUACAUAAGUAUUUCCCGACUGAAGUGGGAUUACACAGCUCCGGAAGAUGUAAUCAAAGGAUUUGUCAUCCAUCCAAAGAAGAAAGAUGUCACGCCCUUCAAGAUUAACAAGCCGAACCAUUCACAGUUUUUCAUCACAAAUUUCCUGUGGCAACAAAUCGCCAUUGAUAAUGACUUCUGAUUUCUAUCACCAAUCAUUUCUUAUUAAAAUGUAAGGACUGUUGCAGAUUUUAAGAGAUUUUUAAGUGCACCAUAUAACAUUCUCUUCUUUAUUGUAUCCACUUAAGGUAGAUUUAGUGGAAAGACUGACCAAUAUUUCACGCUACGUAUAUCCAAAAUAGUUAUAGAAGAACAAUUUAUUUUUUAAAUUGUAGCUUACUACUAAUAAUUAUGUAUUUUACAUUUUAUCCUGUAGUUUCCAUGUACAGUAGCAUAAUAAAUUAUGUAGCUUUUA